AUGAGAAUCAGCCUCGGCCUCGCGCCUUAUCGCCUCAGGCCAUGGCGCCUCUUCCGCUCUGUCCUGGCCUUCCUUGCCGUAUUGUAUGUCGUGUGCUACAUAUUCAUUGAAGAGAACGGCCCCGCAACAUGGAUGAUGCACACUGUCGAUACGGUUCGGGGACGCGCUCCUCCGCGCAUGUCGCCGCCGCGCCCCAUCAUGUCGCUUGGGCCCCGCGUGCCCUGCUACGGCCCCCGAGGUCAACUACUAUCCAACAGCUCCGACGAUGCCCUCACAUCCGCCCAUCUGUCGCAGAAGUACCCCGUGCCGUUUGCCGGCUCUCAUGAAGAGCUAGGUCUGGAGAAGUCUUGGAUGUCUCCCGAUGGUCGCUAUGGACCUUAUGGCUUCGGUGAAGAAGACAAAUCUUACAGUCGCACAGUGGUCGAUUGGGACACGGUCGACUGGGGCUUGCUUCAGAAUGACUGCUUUGCGUUAAACGCUCAUCGCUUCACCAGCGAAGCCACCAAGUUCCUCAACAACCCCGUUCGAUUCGCCUGGAAGAGCGCCGGCACGGUGCCGGAAGACCAUCAAUGGACUGAUUUCAGUGGAAGUCGACGGACAGCGAUCAUCCUGAGAGCCUAUGAUGGCUACGACUACAAGAAGCGUGACAUGCAGCACAUCCGCUCCCUCAUCGUCGAAGCGUCAUUGCGCACUGGUGGAGAGUACGUCGUCGUGCUGUUGGUCCACAUUCGCAGCGAGGAGUUCAACCCUUGGAAUUCGCCAGAAGAGUAUGCCCGUGCCUUUGAGCAUGCCAAGAUUCCUAAGGAGCUGCAGUCCAUCGCCGUUCUCUGGAACGAGCCUCUCUUGGAGAGUUGGUACCCCGAAACCCUCGAGCACCGAACGUUUUGGCAGGCUUUCCAGCCAUUGCAACUCUUCUCUCACUACUACCCCGAAUUUGACCACUACUGGCAGUUUGAGAUGGACAUGCGGUUCACUGGCGAUGCUGGGGCUUAUCUGGAUGCUGUGGACCUAUGGUCUCGCAAGGAGCCGCGCAAACAGGCCAUGGAACGAUCGACUUUCUUCUACGACCCUACCGUGUUCAACACAACCGAUGAGUUCCGGGCCGCUGUCGAUGAGGUCAACCGGGGCCGCUCUCAUGUUUGGGGCCCGGUUCGCGUGCGCGAGGUCUCACCCAUUGGGCCACGGCCACCCACCACUGACGAGGAGGACAACUUUGAGUGGGGUGUGGGAGAAGAUGCCGAUGUCAUUGUGACGAGCCUGUGCGCGGACGCGCGCAAGAGCACGACGUGGAUCUUCCGGGGCUGGGUCUACGGAUUCCGGGCUGGAAAGCAAGGCCCACCCCGAUAUUUUUGUCCGCCAGCAAUUCAACGUGGCAGCCGGGCAUUAUUGCACGCCGUUCACACGUUGCAGAGGCGAGGAUUGCGAAUAGCAUCAGAGGCAACGCUACCAUCAUUCGCGCUGUGGUUGGGGCUCAAAAUCAGUGCCCCGCCGCUGCCAUGGUACCUGAACGAUGUGCCCGAUGACGAGGAGCGCGCGAGAUGGAUGCUCGGGGGACCGAAGGCCAGCGAUGAUGGUUUCGGCAAGGGAGAUCCACAAUGGGGACAGCCAGACAUGAUCAACUCACCCCAGAUGUCAAGCACAUUCUGGUGGGCCGGCGGUUGGCCUGGGGAGCUGUUCGAAGGGUGGCUGCAGGGGAAGAAGACCCAGGAUGGAAAGCCGAUGUACCCGCUCACGGAGAGCGAGGGGCAACUGUACAUGCCCAACCUGUUGUUGCACCCGGUGAAGCGGGAGUAA
This is a messenger RNA of Verticillium dahliae VdLs.17, 1794 nucleotides long. RefSeq lists its product as uncharacterized. The record is from RefSeq and is a predicted model, not a curated record. NCBI's taxonomy places the organism in Eukaryota, Fungi, Ascomycota, Sordariomycetes, Glomerellales, Plectosphaerellaceae. Bases 1 to 1794 code for a protein of 597 amino acids. The transcript is spliced from 3 exons.